GAAGACGUAGACGAAGCGCCGAGACGGAGGAACCGAGGAUCGAAAGGAAGGGUGAAGCGCGGAAUCCACAAGCUCCGAAAUCGCUCGCGGCCGCAGUCCCGCUCGCAAGCAGUGUCCGCUCGAACCUCCGCGCGCGCGCACGCUCUGUCCGAUUUUUCGCGUUUUUCGGGAUCGAGUGCGUUUUCCGCACACGCCUUGUUUCAAGUGCUCCAAUGGAUUAAAAUUCCGCUCCCUUUCCGAGCUUCGAUUUUUCGCAAGGAUACGUGAGCAGACUAGCAAAAUCUGUCAAGGGAACAGCAUACCAAAUGCUUUCAAUUAGAGCUGGAUUCUGAGCUGCAGCAUCAAAAUUCCGGAGUAGUCUCCCUUUUUACCAAUACACCUUUUUAAAAAUAGGAAAAUGACGACCAUAAAUGGAGUUACAAAAAGAAACACAAGUCAUACCACCAGUAACAAAAACCAUCAAAUAGGAAACAAAGAACACAUUACUCAUAGGAAAAAAUUCAAUAUCAACUCGAUAUCAUGGACACCCUCUUUCACCGGCGUAUGUAUCUUAGGCAUAGAGCUGGUAGUUCUCGUGGUUCGACUAGUCAUGUCUCUCUGCGAGUCAUUGUACAGAAUGUUCCUCCCACCGAAAGAGAAGUCUAUCGAAGGUGAAGUUGUGCUGUUGACAGGAGCAGGUCACGGGAUUGGGAGGGAGCUGGCGUUCCAGUUUGCAAGUCACGGCACGAAAUUGGUCUGCUGGGACAUCGACGAAAAAGGCAACCACGAGACCAAAGAGCUCCUCGCCAAGAGGGGCUGCAAAGACGUCUGGACUUACAAGUUGGACGUCUCAAACAGAGAGGAGGUUCUAGCAACCGCUGAGAAGGUGAAGAAGGACGUUGGUGAUGUUACUAUUCUAGUUAACAAUGCUGGAAUCAUGCCAUCGCGACCUCUCAAAGCUCACACGCCUGAGGAGAUAAGGAAAAUAUUCGACAUCAAUGUCUUAGCGCACUUUUGGGCUUUGGAGGCUUUUCUUCCAAGCAUGGUGGAGAAAAACCAUGGACACAUCGUCGCUCUGUCCUCAAUGUGCGGAGUCAUUGGAGUUGCCAAUGUAGUGCCAUACUGUGCCUCAAAAUUCGCAGUCAGAGGGAUGAUGGAGUCCUUGUAUGAAGAAUUGCGGUCGGAGGAUUCGAAGGCGCACAAGUCACAAAUCAAAUUCACGACGGUUUACCCGAUCAUGGUCAACACUGGUCUCGUUAAACGACCGAGGAACAGGUUCCCGCUCCUUUUGGAUAUGCUCACUGCGGACGUUGUUGCUCGUAAAAUCGUGAAAGCCAUGCGGCGGGACUACAAGGAAAUCAGUAUACCAGUUUCAAUGCUCACACUCGACAGGAUAGCAAGGCUGCUCCCUGGCAAGUUCAUUCAGGCAGUGAAGGACUUUGUUGACACUGGAAUCGACCCAGAUGACUUGUGAAUACCGUUAUCGACAAGUCCAUGCAGCCUUCAAUUAGAUUCUCUCUGGUCUUGGACUGAGAGAUUCAACUUAAUCAUGCUCAAAAUCGAACCUCUGUUCCCAUUAUAAGAGUACAGGAACAAAAUCUCACCAUACCUCAGCUGUUAUGCACAGAAGCUAAAUUCGGAAGUCUUUUGCAUUUGGACUCGGAUUUAUGAUGGUUGACAAAACGAAGAGGCUAUGAAUCCUGAUGGCCAUGGUAGCUUUCAUGUCACAUAAUUUUGGAGAAUGCUCUUCUUGGGGCAAGGAAUAUUUUGCUACAUUUAGAGACAUUCUUCUUCCAAUGAAAGAAACUUGAAAUAAUAGGUGUAAAAUGUGAAAGCGUCAACUGUUUGUUUUCUUUCGCUUUAGAGAAAAAUCGAAAAAAAAGAAAAUUCAAUAUAAAUACCAAGAUAAGAGUGAGACUAUGAAACUGCAUCAUGAUACGUAGCUUCUUCUGUUUCUGCAUCGUUUUGUUACCUUCGACUAAAAUCGAAAGAGUGUUGAAUUGACAAUCAUUCAUUUGUGAAAUUGCAAAUACAUACAUUUAAUUAUUAAUGUAA
Molecule: messenger RNA, 2034 nt
Organism: Bemisia tabaci
Lineage: Eukaryota; Metazoa; Arthropoda; Insecta; Hemiptera; Aleyrodidae
Product: 17-beta-hydroxysteroid dehydrogenase 13
Cellular component (GO): lipid droplet
Molecular function (GO): oxidoreductase activity, acting on the CH-OH group of donors, NAD or NADP as acceptor
Source: RefSeq, a predicted model, not a curated record